AUACUUUGUUUUUCUUGUUGUACAGACCUCCCACGAUGACAAGUAACAGAUUGCCGAAUUAUCACAGUCACCUGAUAAUGUGUGUAAUGAAUGAAAUUCCGGAACAAUUAUACCAAAUGCUCAGUAAAGCAAAAUGGCAGAGUGGAGUAAAAACGAUGUUGAAAAACUAAUAAAAUUAUUUCAUUGCGAGCCCGAUUUGUGGGAUGAACGAAUCCCAACUUACUCCAAAAGGUUUUAUAGACUGAGAAGUCUGGAGAUUUUAAAGGAGGGAUUAGGAAAUAAAUACACAGCGGACGAAAUCAAUACCAAAAUUAAGCACCUACGCUCCUACUAUGCAAAAGAACUGGCUAAAGUCCGAAAGUCAACAAAAAGUGGGACAGGGACUGGUGGGGUUUACAGAAGCAAGUGGGCACACUUUAACAGUCUUGAUGUAUUCCUGCGCUGCCAGAUAAAACCACGUCCAGAUAGAAACAAGAAGGUUUCAGAACGUAAAGCACUAGAAGAUCAGACUGAUGACAGGGAGUCUUUGGAAAAGGAAGACAAUCGGAGUUCUGGCAAUUUCAAAGUAAAACAGGAGAAUAUUUGCCCAUCAGCUGAAAUGACAGAGGAAGUUUCUGCAUUAGGCCAGCUUAAAGAUAAAAUGGACCAAGGAACACCGAGAACUGAUAUAACAAGUGACGAAGAUGAAGAUACAGUUUUUUGGAUAUAUUUAGUAAAUGAAUUCAGGAAAAUUAAAAGUCCUUCAGUUAAAAAUAAUGUACGGCUGAAACUUCAAACAGUAAUUUUUGAUGCCCAGGCAGAACAAACCAUCUCACCUGUUUCUGAUUCUUCAAUUAUCAAUUCAACUUGGCAGAUGUAGAGACAAGAGCACAGAGACAUGUUCACGUCUGUCAGGGCUACAUAGAAGUUAAAAUAUCCCUUCGUGCAAUGACAGUGGUUCAAAUGACGUUUAACACAGUCACUUACUUUCAAACGCCCAACAUUUGAUCUUACUACCGUUACUGGGACAAUUUACUGCUUUUAGGUAUAAG
Messenger RNA from Ruditapes philippinarum (Manila clam), 1031 nucleotides. RefSeq lists its product as uncharacterized. Lineage: Eukaryota; Metazoa; Mollusca; Bivalvia; Venerida; Veneridae. The record is from RefSeq and is a predicted model, not a curated record. The transcript is spliced from 3 exons. The coding region runs from base 134 to 859 and encodes 241 amino acids.